CGGGGAGACCACGAGAAGGGACACGUUUAGCGUAAGACCAAACAGAAUUUAAUCUUCUGUCAGCGGCGUUAGUCAUGUCACGGAGUUCAGCACCUGUCUUAACGUCAUUGCUGUUGUUACUGAUGUUGCCUCCGUUACUGCUAUUAGACGCUACGAUUGUUGGAGCAGGCUCGGAGACCAGCUGCAGCCUAAAGAGUUGUGCCAUAUUGGACGCAGAGCUACUUCAAGAUUAUGUGAGCAGUUUGAACGAGACGGAACUGAACGUUACGUAUUUUAAUACAGAAAAGGAACUCCUACCUUUUGGUGCCUUGCCAUCGGAUUGGUCGAGGUUGUUGUUACUUCAAAAUCGUCAACCAAAAGGAACACCACUGCACGAUAAUCUCCUUAAGCUUUCGCGGCUCUUGCUUGCGGCGCAUUUUGAAAGUGAUGAGCAUCAUAAUUGGACCGAUGAUGGGCAGAGCAUCGAUAGUGUAACAACUCUUGACAAUCUAAUGGUGGACUCAUAUACUGAAUUCGACGAUCAACAUGCGCCCAAUAUAAAAUUCAAUUCAAUAGAGAAGAACAGUGAUUUGAUUAAUUCGAGCCUUGAUGUUAUCAGAGAAAUAUACAAUAAUGAGAACCAGCUAAAAGAUGAAAAAUUUCCUGUCAACAAGGACGAUCCAGCUGCAACAUCUUAUUACGACUUCCUGAGUUUUACCAUUAGUACGACAAAUUUCAAUCAGACUUUUUUCGAAUCUACGAAGGAUAACGAGACGAGCAGAAACAAGUCAAACAAAACUUUAUCCAUUGGCGAAAAUGAAGAUGAAUCAUUUCAGGUUACUACUCGAACUUCUGGGAAUUCUUUUAUUUGGUCGAGCUCGCAAUUGAAUGAAUUAGAAGAGGAUAACAGCUAUUGGAGUAAUUCUGUUGUUACCGGCAGUAGUUUUGCUUCGUCAACUUAUAGCAAUGAACAAAGCUCGGAAUACAGCAGUGAAAACGAGGCAAUGCACGAACGUAGUAAAGAAAAGUUUGCUAUCUCGCAUUUACAGAUAAAGGAUAAUAAGAAUGAAAACAGGAAUAAAAAUGAGACUAGUUCGAUAAGUUUUAGUGUUUUGAUGAGUGACGGCAAUACCGAUUUCCAUCGCCAGAAAAAUAAUACCGUAAAUCAUACCGAUAAUUUUAAUAUAAAUAUAACAAAUCUGUUAGUUAGAUUUGAUUCCGACUUGAAAAAGAAAGAUAGUAGAGAAGAGUUACUUACACAGAGCAUCGAGGAUUUUUUUGCUGACGAAGACGAUAUUAAUCGUAACGACGAUUCCAAUUUUGUAAAUAGCACAGAUUUAGUUGCAGACAAUGUUGAAGCAAGACGUUUCAUGAGUUCCGAGAGUUUGAAUAAUAGUAGUGACAGAAAUGAAAUUAUGCAUGAUGUUCCUAUCAUGACUGACUCGAACAAAGUCUUAGUGCAGAAUACAGAAACAUCAAUAGAAAUAUAUCCUUUAAAUUUGUCGAAUUUAGAUAAUUUAGAUAAGGUUUACACUGAAAAUUUUACUUUUAUAGAAUCGAUCGCUGACGAAUUAUUCGUAACAACCAAUUCAAUUUGA
Messenger RNA from Ceratosolen solmsi marchali, 1577 nucleotides. RefSeq names its product GATA zinc finger domain-containing protein 14-like. Lineage: Eukaryota; Metazoa; Arthropoda; Insecta; Hymenoptera; Agaonidae. The record is from RefSeq and is a predicted model, not a curated record. Bases 75 to 1577 code for a protein of 500 amino acids. The transcript has 5 exons.